This is a messenger RNA of Lodderomyces jiufengensis, 921 nucleotides long. RefSeq names its product tyrosine protein phosphatase (gene YVH1). Gene Ontology annotation, molecular function: protein tyrosine/serine/threonine phosphatase activity. The transcript has a single exon. The record is from RefSeq and is a predicted model, not a curated record. The coding region runs from base 1 to 921 and encodes 306 amino acids. NCBI's taxonomy places the organism in Eukaryota, Fungi, Ascomycota, Pichiomycetes, Serinales, Debaryomycetaceae. Gene Ontology annotation, cellular component: nucleus. Gene Ontology annotation, biological process: protein dephosphorylation.
AUGAUUUAUAGAAUACUAAAUAACAUUUAUCUAUCAUCAGUAGAGCCAAUAAAUAAUGAAGAGGAUUUAAAAAAAGAAUAUGGGAUAACUCAUAUACUAUCAGUUCUACCUGGAAAAGUUCAAGAGAUUUCAUAUCUUUCUAAUUAUCAAUGGAAACAAAUUGAAGUAACUGAUGAGGAAACUACAAAUUUGAUACCGUAUUUUAAUGAGUCCUUUGAAUUUAUAGAGCUGGCCAAUGGUGGAAAUAUUUUGAUACAUUGUUCACAGGGAGUGUCAAGAUCAGUCUCAGUAAUAAUAGCAUAUUUAAUGAAGAAACAUAAACUACAUUUGGAACAAGCUAUUUAUGCUGUUAAAAGGAAAUUCCCUGAAGCUGAACCCAACCCUGCAUUUAGGGAGCAACUCAAAUUAUACGAGAAAAUGAAUUAUGAAGAAGAUCAACUAAAUUCUGAAUACAAGUCAUACCUUAAAGAAUUGUCACUAAAGAUAGAUCCACUGGGACUGAACUUAAGAGAAUUAAUAAUGGAAAAAGAGACUACCAUAGAGGAAAAGAGACCAGAUACUUAUGAUUUGAGGUGCAAGAAAUGUAGUAAAGUACUAGCAAAUAACAAUAACAUUGAAGAGCAUGAAACACCCGGUUCCGAUUCUAGACAAUCACAAUUUGUCAAAACAGCUCCAAACUCAAGAAGAAUAAUAUCUGUGCAUCAAGCGAGUGAUCAAUGCUCACAUUACUUUUUUGAAAAACCCGUUCCAUGGAUGAGAGAUGAAUUGGAAAGAUCAGAACUAGAAGGUAAAUUUCAAUGUCCUAAAUGUUCCUCGAAGAUAGGAGGUUAUAGUUGGAAAGGUUCAAGAUGUUCUUGCGGUAAAUGGAUGGUGCCUGCUAUACAUUUACAAGAUGCUAAAGUAGAUUGUAUAAAGAAAUAA